Messenger RNA from Neohortaea acidophila, 1938 nucleotides. Its product is annotated as ASST-domain-containing protein. The record is from RefSeq and is a predicted model, not a curated record. The transcript has 3 exons. Bases 1 to 1938 code for a protein of 645 amino acids. Lineage: Eukaryota; Fungi; Ascomycota; Dothideomycetes; Mycosphaerellales; Teratosphaeriaceae.
AUGCACGCUCUUUCCCCCUCUCGUCGCCUCUACGGCUUUUCCUUCGCCUUAUUAGUCUUCUCCCUUCUCCUUACUGCGUGCCAUGCCGCGCCACCAGGCAAGACUCCGCGCCAGAAGUUUGACGAGGAAAACGAUCGCUGGUUCCACUACAGGACGCGACCCGAUCUCCAGGCGCCCAAAUGGGAUAUCACCGUCUACGACCAGCAGGCCUUGACGUCGCCGGGGUCGUACUGGUUCAUUGCGCCCUACGAUAACAUCGACAAUGACGCCCGCGCGCCUGCGUGGGUGGGUGCGUAUAUCUACGAUCAAAUGGGAGAGCUGGUCUGGGCCGCCCAGCCCGCCCUCGGCCAGUACAAGGUCUUCGACCUCAAAGUCUCCCAAGUCAACGGCACCGAUGUCCUCUCCCUCAUCUACCCCUUCCACAACACCGGCGCCAUGUUCAACGACCGAUACGAGAUUACGCAAGAAGUGCAGUACACUGAAGAUGCCCACAAGGCCAACAUGCACGACUUCAAUCUCGUCGCCAACGGCCAGCGUGCCCUCGUCCUCACCCAGUACUUCAACAAGAGAUUGAGCAAGGAGUUUUCCGCCACGAUUGGCUGGGAUGGCGAGUGCUCCGUGCAUGAAGAUGGCAUCAGAGAAUACGACCUCACCACUUCGCCCCCGCGCCUCACCUUUGAGUGGUUCGGGAUGGAUCAUAUCGCGCUCGACGAAUCCUCGGUGUCGGGGUUUUGCAAGAACAAUUGGGAUAUACAUCACUUCAAUGCAAUCGACAAAUUCCCCGACGGCGACUUCCUCCUCUCCGCGAGAUCCACCGACACAAUCUACAAAAUCUCCCAUGUCGAUGGAUCCAUCGUCUGGCGCCUGGGCGGCGUCAAGUCGGACUUUCACAUCCCCAGCGAUCUGAAGUUCUCCCGGCAGCACCACUCUUGUGUCAUCAGCCAAGACAGCACGCAAGUCGUCCUUUCUCUCUUCGACAACGCCAAGGGUACCGACGAGGGCAAUAAAGCGACUGCAGCCAACUCGCGCGGCCUGAUCCUCGGGCUGAACCUCGUCGACAUGACGGCAUCGAUGCUUUUCAAAGCCGACCACCCCGAGGGCGCCCUCGUGAAUUCCCGUGGAAGUCUUCAGCCCCUUCCCAAUGGCAACGUCUUCAUGGGCUGGACCUACCACACGCGUAUAUCGGAACAUGCGCCAGAUGGGAGAUUGUUGAUGCACGCCGCCCUCAAGAAGAACAUCCAUACCUACCGAGCCUACAAAUUCCCGUGGACCGGUCAUCCGACCUCCCCGCCCAGCGUCUAUUCUGCCGCCUUUGUGCUCGGCGCGAACAUCAGCACGAUGGCGUAUGUGAGCUGGAACGGCGCGACCGAGGUUACAAGGUGGCGACUUUAUGAUACGGAUGUGCACGGAGAGCAACGGGCCCUGCUCAAUUCCACUGAACGACAGGGGUUCGAGACGGCGAUCACGUACGAAGGCUUCUCAAAGUAUGUUGUCCUCGAGGCGCUGGACCAGUACAACAAUGUCCUCGGCACAUCGCGGGUCACCAAGACCUUACCACCUCCAGAGGGACUCGACAGGCUCAACGCGAGCGAUUACCAAUGGGCCGAUGAAGGAGAAAUGCUACAUGUCCAGCUGUCGGAAGCCUUGGCUGCUGGUGUCCGCGCCGCGCACAGCCCCGGAUCAUUCUUCGCGGUCGGCUGCACGUCCAGCGUUCUGACGAUCAUGGCGCUCUAUGUAAUGCGACGGGCGAAGUUGGGACGCUUAUGGCGCCCAAGCAGGUCUCGGCCGAGGAUGGUAGUAUCCAAGUACGACACCCUCUCAGACCGGAAAUAUGCAGACGCUGGGUUUGAAGAGACGUUCAGUACCACUGAUGAUGGCGAGGCUGACGGGUACGAUGAUGUGGAUGGGCCUCAGCUGACGCUUGUGGAGGAGACAUGA